AUGGCAGGACAAAUGGCUACCACAACCCACUUCAUUCAAACCUCAAAUUGGUAUUCAUACUUUGGGGAUGAGGCAAAAGUUGAGGCACUUAUUGAUGAAGGAACAAAGGAAUGUGAUCAUAACUUAAUACAGGCUACAUUCUCUCAGCAAGAAGCUGAACUGAUCAGUCAGAUUCCACUUAUAAAUUGUAACAGAGAAGACACUCUAAGAUGGAGAUGCACAGUAAAUGGAAUAUUCAUAGUGAGGAGUGUAUAUUACCUUCAAGGGGAAAUUCGAGAUAGGCAAAAGGGUCAAUGCUCACAAGUAACUCAAACUCAAGAAGAAUGGACCAGGAUUUGGAAGCUACUGAUCACACCAGCAACUAAGAACUUUAUGUGGAGAGCCUGUCUCAACAUUCUUCCUACUAAGGCUAAACUAAGCAAGAAGAAAAUUCUGGAUGAUCCAACUUGUCCUAUCUGUCUAAGAGAACCUGAAACAAUUGAGCAUAUACUUUGGGAGUGUCCAUCAGCUGCAGAUAUCUUGAGACAAUGUUCAAGGAAAAUUCAAAAACCCCAGAUAAAUUACAACAGUUUUAGGAACAUUGUGGAAGACAUGUUCAGCAAGCUUAAUCAAGAGGAAAUGGCAGAAUUUUCUAUGAUCCUAACCAGCAUAUGGUGGAAAAGGAAUCAAUAUGUGUUUAAAAACAUCAUGAUUGAUCCAAAGUCUAUGAUAUAUAGGAACUAG
Messenger RNA from Carya illinoinensis, 723 nucleotides. RefSeq lists its product as uncharacterized. Lineage: Eukaryota; Viridiplantae; Streptophyta; Magnoliopsida; Fagales; Juglandaceae. The record is from RefSeq and is a predicted model, not a curated record. The transcript has a single exon. The coding region runs from base 1 to 723 and encodes 240 amino acids.